Ramularia collo-cygni is the source of this 669-nucleotide messenger RNA. RefSeq lists its product as uncharacterized. The transcript has 2 exons. The record is from RefSeq and is a predicted model, not a curated record. NCBI's taxonomy places the organism in Eukaryota, Fungi, Ascomycota, Dothideomycetes, Mycosphaerellales, Mycosphaerellaceae. The coding region runs from base 1 to 669 and encodes 222 amino acids.
AUGGCUGAGUCCCACUCCAAAUUGCAAAACACGCGUGGUGGUCUCCGGAUCAAAUUGACCGAAGAUGCGACCCAAGAUCUUCUCGUCGAUCGCGAAACGAUUAUGAAGCACUGUCCGACUUUGGCACCAACGCUUCGUCAUUCGGGGGAGGACAGGUAUUGCGCCAUCUGGGACAAGUCGGAGCUUGUGACGACUGACAACGGCGAGGAAAUACGCGUUUCCACUCUCGCACUCAACCCGGUGGAAGAGACAUAUCUUCUCGAAGCAAAGGCGCUAUCGAAAGCGACACAAAUUCCGUGUUCCAUCCCAUUCAGCUGCUCGGACCUUGCUGCGCCUGAAUGGCGGGUCCUUACAAUGCAAGAAUGUCAACUGGAACCUGCGCGCAUAUCAUCUGCCGAACAACACAUGAUCCUCAUUAAGCUCCUCCUUGGUGAGCCGCUCGAGCCGCUCAGAGGCUUUUGCGGUUAUGCUCCUACGAGCUACCUCGGCCGGUCUCAUUACGUUACAAAGCGCUUCGACUUCGUCAAGCUCUGCGACCUGUGCUCCCUCGCCGACUACUAUGGCUGCCUUUCUCUAGUUGCCCAAGAGGUCAUUCGGUCUCUAGGUGAUAUCGGUGUUUUCUACUCUUACGUCCAGCUGAGGCCCUUACUCUUUUGCGGCUUGCCGUAA